Bolinopsis microptera is the source of this 1779-nucleotide messenger RNA. RefSeq lists its product as uncharacterized. Bases 5 to 1102 code for a protein of 365 amino acids. The transcript is spliced from 9 exons. The record is from RefSeq and is a predicted model, not a curated record. Lineage: Eukaryota; Metazoa; Ctenophora; Tentaculata; Lobata; Bolinopsidae.
UAUCAUGUACCAUCCUGGAAUGUAUCAGCGGAUGCAGCAUUCUCAGUACAGAAUGCCGCCGCAACACCAGUUACCCCGACACCAAUACUCGCCACACGUUCGAUACCAAGGUGAUAUGCAACAGCCCAACAAGCGUAGAAAGGUUGAACUAAGUACAGACGACAAGAGAUUUUUGGGGGCUUUUCAACAGCGAGUCGGUCUUCGGCGAAAGGACACCGCUCGACAAACGGUCGCUCAAACAUUGGAAAAGCUCGGAAACGUGUACAAAUUGUUAGAGAAAUGUAAAGACAACCUCAGUGACGUUGAUGUUGCAAAAAAGCUGGAGGAAUCCAGUGCUCAAGUAACAAAAGUGUGCACGAAACAGAACAUGAGUCAUCUCAAGAAGAUCAUAGUUCAGAGACACAAGAAGAAAGUUAACAAUGCAGAGAAAAGAAACGCGAAAAUAGCCGCUCUAGCCCUCGAAAUAGACCAUUGGAGGGCCACUAUGCUGGCUCAAGAUAAGAAGAAAAAGGAGGACGAUGAGCUCUGCAGCACGGCGGGGAACACACUUCAACAAGUAUUGCAGAAACAGAGACAAACCAAACGUUUACUGGACACUGUCAAACUUCUAGUUGAUCUCCGAGAUAUCAGAAAACAGCAGUCUGCUAGACGCCAUGGAACAUUCGUCGAGCCGGAGGUGGACCAGAGAUUUGAUAGAAACGUCAGUAAAAUUAAAGAAGUCAUCAAAGAAAAACUUGAGACGUUUUAUGCUGAAGAAAAGACAAUAAAAGUUUUGAUGGAUUCAAAUGAAGCUGACAUUUGGGGAGUAGAGAAGAAGCUUAGACAACUCGAGCAUAUUCCUGAUAACGUUAUCGAUUACAGCAGCGUAUAUCUGGAAAUCCAAUACAAUCCUCGCAAACUUGUAGAAAUAAGGCGAGAAUGGGACGAUUACCUGUGUGCGCCAGGGACCCCAGCAGGUACCCGCAUUCCUACAACCACCCUGCUGCCUCCCUCUAACCCCAGUCCUCAAUGGGGACAAUACUUGCGAGUUGAAAGUAGCCACUCCCCCUCUACUUCUCACCAACCCCCGCCACCCCCAAUGGAACCAAUACCUAAAAGUUGAGAUACUUGGUUCCAAUACCUACAAGUUGAGAUACUUGGUUCCAAUACCUACAAGUUGAGAUACUUGGUUCCAAUACCUACAAGUUGAGAUACUUGGUUCCAAUACCUACAAGUUGAGAUACUUGGUUCCAAUACCUACAAGUUGAGAUACUUGGUUCCAAUACCUACAAGUUGAGAUACUUGGUUCCAAUACCUACAAGUUGAGAUACUUGGUUCCAAUACCUACAAGUUGAGAUACUUGGUUCCAAUACCUACAAGUUGAGAUACUUGGUUUACAUACCAACUACGAUGAGCGUCGUUUGAAUAUAAACAUUUGGAAUGACUAAGCUGUGCCUGAAUAUCACCGAGGUGGAAAAUGUUGACUAUCAUGAUUCUUUUACAAGUCGUAGGUGUAAUGCUUUUGAGUUUUGACUGAAUAUUUUAUUGACUAUUAGCUAUGGUGGCCCUCGGUCGGAACUUAAAAAGUUGACUGUGAAAUGAAAUAUGCUACAUGUUUCAGCGAAAAUAAAACUUGCAUUCGAGCACACGAUUUUUGCGGGGCUAAUUUAAAAAAUUCUUGCUGCUGCUAUUCUUUAGGUUAUUUAUUGCCACAUUCUAUACAAGCAAUAUUUUAUUUGUGUUAUGAUGAUCAUUGAUAAUUUCAAAUUAUUUGAAUUAAACUGAAGUUCCCAAAUUCAC